GGUCGCACUGCCCGGAUGUAGCGGGAGGAGGCGCCGCCGCCAUCUUUGCCCGGAGAGCAGCGAGAGCUGAUCGUGGCUGAGCCCCCCCGCCGCCGGACCAUCGGUCUCCAUCCGCCCCGCGUCGCCGCCCUCGCCCUCGCCCCACGGACAUGGACGACCGGGAGGACCUCGUCUACCAGGCUAAGCUGGCCGAGCAGGCCGAGCGCUACGAUGAAAUGGUUGAAUCAAUGAAGAAAGUGGCUGGAAUGGAUGUGGAGCUGACGGUCGAGGAAAGAAACUUGCUCUCUGUUGCAUAUAAAAAUGUGAUUGGUGCCAGAAGAGCCUCCUGGAGAAUAAUCAGUAGCAUUGAGCAGAAGGAAGAGAACAAAGGUGGGGAAGACAAAUUGAAGAUGAUCCGGGAGUAUCGGCAAAUGGUUGAGACUGAAUUGAAACUAAUCUGUUGUGAUAUUCUGGAUGUACUGGACAAGCACCUCAUUCCAGCGGCCAACACUGGUGAAUCGAAGGUUUUCUAUUAUAAAAUGAAAGGGGAUUACCACAGGUAUCUCGCCGAGUUUGCCACAGGAAAUGACCGAAAGGAAGCUGCCGAGAACAGCUUGGUGGCUUAUAAAGCUGCUAGUGAUAUUGCAAUGACAGAACUUCCUCCAACACAUCCCAUCCGCUUAGGACUUGCCCUCAACUUCUCUGUUUUCUACUAUGAAAUUCUUAAUUCUCCUGAUCGUGCCUGCAGGUUGGCGAAAGCCGCUUUUGAUGACGCAAUUGCAGAACUGGAUACGCUGAGCGAAGAAAGUUAUAAGGAUUCUACACUUAUCAUGCAGUUGUUACGUGAUAACCUGACACUAUGGACUUCAGACAUGCAGGGUGAUGGUGAAGAACAGAGUAAAGAAGCACUGCAGGAUGUGGAAGACGAAACCCAGUGAGACAUCAAGGCCAAUAAAAGACCCCACCUUUGUCCCCCUUCUGCCCCAUCCUCCCUCAAAACCCCCCGGUCUCCCUGGGAGCCAUCUUACCUGACGUUGUGAUGGGCCCCAGAAUUUAGGUUCCUACCCUGUUGGUUUUUUUUUUUUUUUUUUACACAGUUGAAAAGUUCUUUAAAAGGCAAGAGUGAAUGUCUGUGGAUUUUACUGGUGCCAGCUUUCAGUUUCUUUAAGACACUAACCGGACUGGCUUAAUGGAGGCUUUUUCUGAAUCAUUGUGUGUCUUCUGUCAGUUGGAGGUAACAUCUGGAAGCCGUUAGAAUUCUAGGGAAAGUAUUUUGCACUGUGAAGUGCAGGUGGUGGCAUUUUUCAUUUUUAUAAUUGUUUAAACAAUUUAUACCAGUGUUUAAAAUUGGGCGUUUAGCUUGAAGUUACAGGUUUCAUUUGGAACAGUUCUUGUAAUGGUUUUGCAGUAAAACAAAGCGAAAACCCCAAACUGCUGAGGGUGCUGGUAAAACGGUUCACGAUCCGUGGCUGCUCAUUCUGCCUUCUCUUUACUCCCCCUCCAAGCAGGUGAGCAUCGAAGGUGGCGUUGAAAAGCCUGCAUGUGUGUUGAGUAUUUUUCUCUCCCUUUCUUUGCUAGCUCAACCUCUUUUGUUCAGUAUGUGUAACUUGAAGCUAAUUUGUACUACUGGAUAUCUGACUGGAGCCACAGAUACAGGAUCUGUAUUGUUCUUACUGAAACACAGCAUGGAAUUAACCUUAAACUUAAAUAAAACAACCCUAAAUUAAAACGAUGCCAAAUACUACUGCUACUUUACCCUGGUCCCUAUUCAGCAGAGGUGCAGGCAGAACAAGUAGCAGGAAAAGCAGAGCUUAUGGACAGUCGGUGGCUGUAAUUUCCACUCGAUGGCCUCGGCCAGGAUUUGUGAAUCUAAAUUUGUGGCUGGAUGCAGAGCACGCUCUUCCACCCUGAGAUUGUAUCUACUUAACGAUGGCAACCGGAAGUGAUGCUUCCACCCUCUAAGCAGAUAAACAGUGGGUCAGGUUGAGCUAGAGCACCUCUCUGAAAUCAAGCCGUGUCCCCCCCUCCCCCCCGUCCCUCCCUCCCCCUUCCUUUCUCUUGCCCUCUGACUUUCUCAGCAGCCACUUCCUUUCAGUGUUCAAUUCAACUUAUGCCUUGUUCGUUUCUUUAGGCCACGGGCUGGUAAAUAUUGGAGGGGUUGUGGGGUAAAUUUUACAUACACUCGGAAACAUUUUCCUUCAGUGCUUUCGCGCUCUUUAUUUUGUCUGUGAAUGCCUUAUUCCAAUACCUCUGGUCUGACCUGUAUCCUUGCCUUUAGUUUCAUUUGGGAUUCCCCUUUGGAGUGAGCAGCAAGUCUGUUGGAUAAAUAAAAUACUGUGUAAAGAUUCUG
Molecule: messenger RNA, 2329 nt
Organism: Thamnophis elegans (Western terrestrial garter snake)
Lineage: Eukaryota; Metazoa; Chordata; Lepidosauria; Squamata; Natricidae
Gene: YWHAE
Product: tyrosine 3-monooxygenase/tryptophan 5-monooxygenase activation protein epsilon
Exons: 6
Coding region: 150-917 (255 amino acids)
Biological process (GO): signal transduction
Cellular component (GO): cytoplasm
Source: RefSeq, a predicted model, not a curated record